Molecule: messenger RNA, 1429 nt
Organism: Hibiscus syriacus
Lineage: Eukaryota; Viridiplantae; Streptophyta; Magnoliopsida; Malvales; Malvaceae
Exons: 3
Molecular function (GO): protein binding
Source: RefSeq, a predicted model, not a curated record
AAGGGUUGCAAUUGGAAGUGAGCAUAGCAUUAGGCCAUUAGCAUACGCUGCGGAUUGUAUUGAAUUCAAUAUUCAUUCACUCCAUAAUUCGAGUUUUUGAGGCUAUUUGGGGUUCGGGUCUAGGCUUUGGGUCCCUGGGUAUCUCUUCAAAUUCAAGGAUUUAACCUCCCAAUAACAAAUGCAAAACUAAAAAUCCCACCUGUCUGACGUUUCUCCAUUUAAGGCCAUGGCAGGAAAGAAAAUUAUAGCAAUAUGUCAGUCUGGUGGCGAUUUUAUCACCAAUAAAGAUGGUUCUUUGUCCUACAAUGGUGGCGAUGCCUAUGCCAUAGAUAUCAAUGAGCAAUCCAAGUUAAGUGAUUUCAAGUCUGAGAUAGCAGACAUGUUUAAUUUGAGAUCUGGUAACAUGUCUAUCAAGUACUUCCUCCCUGGGAACAAGAAGACCCUCAUUACUAUCUCCAAAGACAAGGAUUUUUUGCGCAUGCUUAACUUCAUUUGUGAGUCUUCGACCGUUGAUGUCUUCAUUGUGCCGGAGGAAGCGGCUGCUCGUAAUGUUUCAAACAUGCCGGCUAGUAGGUCGAGUGGGACGACUAUUUCAGAAGUUGGGGCUCCUAUUGGUGCACCUGCCAAUGUUGAUGUUGGGAUGAUCAAUGGCAUCGACCAACUUGACUUGGUCAUGCCGAAUGAAACCCCUUUGGACUGUAUGCCCAUUAAUAUAAAUGAUGAGAAGCAUCUUAAAGCUGCUGAAGUUUGGGAGAAUACGAUCACUGGUGUUGACCAAAGAUUUAAUAGUUUUAAUGAAUUCCGAGAAGCUGUGCAUAAAUAUUCAGUUGCACAUGGUUUUGCUUAUAGGUAUAAGAAAAACAACCACCAUCGUGUUACUGUUAAAUGCAAAGCCCAAGGCUGCCCCUGGAGGAUAUUUGCAUCAAGACUGUCCACUACCCAGUUGAUUUGCAUCAAGAAAAUGAACACGACACAUACAUGUGAAGGAGCUGCUGUAAAAGCUGGGCACCGGGCAACAAGGGGUUGGGUGGGAAGUAUUAUAAAGGAGAAAUUGAAAGCUUCUCCCAACUGGAAGCCAAAAAACAUUGCCAAUGACAUCAAAAGAGAAUACGGAAUCCAACUGAAUUAUUCUCAGGCAUGGCGUGCAAUAGAGAUUGCCAAGGAACAGCUUCGAGGAUCCUUUAAAGAGGCAUAUAGUCUCUUACCUUAUUUCUGUGAGAAGAUAAAAGACACUAACCCGGGCAGUAUUGUCUCCUUUGUUACCAAGGAUGACUCGAGCUUCCAUCGACUCUUUGUCUCAUUUCAUGCCUCGAUAUCUGGUUUUUUACAAGGCUGUCGACCUCUAAUUUUUCUUGACAGUACAUUUAAAUUGCCUCGAUACGAAGGGAUGUUGUUGGCUGCAACCGCUGCAGAUGCGGAGGAUGGUAUU